CUCCUGCUCCCGUUGCUUGUGCUGCAUUAGCCCUAGGCUACGUCUUUCAAGUUGGCAUAAAGCGAGGCCUAGAGUUAGGGCAAGGGUAAUAUUUGCCCCGCCGCUCUGGUCACCAACAGCUGUUUUCGGACCACAGUUGUUACCACCCUGAGAACCCAAAUUAUCUGUAACAAUCCAGAUAACAGGCUGUCCAGGCACGGAUGGGGUUACCAGAUUGGGGCAUAAGGAGUGUGAAUUAUAAGAGUUAAUUGUGCUCAAGGUGCGUCGCUUGCCCUGCGGGUGGCUGCGAGGAAAGUGAUGUGUGGAGAGAAAAGUGACGUAUAGGUCUCUGAAACACGGGAGCUAUAGGUUCCUAGUGUAGGGAGGUGGUAAAGUGUUGGACACUCGGAUGAAAGUUCAGCCUUUGUGGGAAUGCCAGUGUUAAAGUCUGAGCUGCUCGUCUUUGAAAAAAAUGAACACAAAUCCAUGAAGUACAGGAUAAUGUAAUCAAAGAAAGACGAUGGCGUUACACCCGCGAAGAGUUCGCUUGAAGCCGUGGCUGGUGGCGCAGGUGGACAGCGGGAUGUACCCCGGGCUCAUCUGGCUCAACCGCGAGGCCAAGCGGUUUCAGAUCCCCUGGAAACACGCGACUCGGCACAGCCCGCAGCACGAGGAGGAGAACACCAUCUUCAAGGCUUGGGCUGUGGAAACGGGAAAGUACCAGGAAGGAGUCGAUGAGCCAGACCCUGCAAAGUGGAAAGCCCAGCUCCGAUGUGCUCUCAACAAAAGCCGGGAAUUUAAUUUGAUGUACGAUGGCACCAAGGAGGUGCCUAUGAAUCCUAUUAAAAUUUAUGAAGUGUGCGAUAUCCCGCAGUCCCAGGGAUCAAUCAUUAAUCCAGGUUCCACUGGCUCAGCUCCCUGGGAUGAAAAGGAUAAUGAUCUUGAUGAUGAAGAGGAGGAAGAAUUGAAUCAGUCUCAGCAUGUCCCUAUUCAAGAGACAUUUCCAUUUCUCAAUAUCAAUGAUUCUCCAAUGGCUCCAGCCAGUGCAGAAAACUGCAGCUCUGAAGCUGUGUGGCCAAAGAAUGAACCUCUGGAUAUGGAAAUGCCACCAACUGCACUGCAGCAUGACUUCUUCAGCAGCCCGGAGCUCUGGAUCAGCUCUCUGCCAAUGACAGACCUAGAAAUCAAGUUUGAAUAUCGAGGAAAGGAGACUGGAGCGACGACGACUGUUAGCAACCCACAGGGAUGCAGACUUUUCUACGGAGAGCUGGGUCCCAUGCCAGACCAGGAAGAGCUCUUUGGGCCUAUCAGUUUGGAGCAAGUCAAGUUUCCAGGAACGGAGCAAAUCACCAAUGAAAGGCAGAAGAUCUUUACCAGUCGGCUGCUAGAUGUUAUGGACAGGGGACUGAUCCUGGAGGUCAGUGGCCAUGCCAUCUACGCCGUCCGGCUCUGCCAGUGCAAGGUGUACUGGUCUGGUCCCUGCGCGCCUUCCUCCACCACACCAAAUUUGAUUGAGAGGCAGAAGAAAGUCAAACUCUUCUGCCUGGAGACAUUCCUAAGCGAGCUGAUUGCCCAUCAGAAAGGACAAAUUGAGAAACAGCCACCAUAUGAGAUCUACUUCUGUUUUGGAGAAGAAUGGCCUGACGGAAAACCCAGGGAGAGGAAGCUGAUCGUGGUUCAGGUCAUCCCAGUUGUGGCCCGGAUGAUCUACGAAAUGUUUUCUGGUGACUUCACGCGCUCCUUUGACAGCGGCAGCGUGCGGCUCCAGAUCUCGACGCCCGACAUCAAGGACAACAUCGUGGCUCACCUGAAGCAGCUGUACCGGCUGCUGCAGAACCACCAGGAGGGGUGGCCCAUGCCGGCCCCCGCCAUGCACAUGGCGCAGCCGCUGCCGGCACAGUGACGCUCCCUCCACCGUGCCCCGUGGCUUACGUUGUACAUAUAAAAAAAGUCUUUCUUAACGAGUGUGCCUUGCCUUAAAUCCAAAUAAAGUCUGUAAAUCUGGUCAUCUUUGUUCAAUUUCAUCAGUCUUUUUGUUUUGGAAGUGGUGCAAAACGGAGGGGAUUACAGGAAUACCUCUAGCUGCUUCACUGUUUUCUGCUGUUUGCUUAAGUGGCUGAUAUGUAUAGAUCAGAUUUUCAAUUCUGUAAUAUUUUUUUUUUAAUCUGCUAUUGAUACAUUGUAUAUAAAUACCUGAGCAUUAGAGGGGAGAAAAAAAUAUCUGUGCUUUAUUAAAACCGCCUGGAGAAUAUCA
Columba livia (rock pigeon) is the source of this 2233-nucleotide messenger RNA. It is a transcript of the gene IRF6, whose product is annotated as interferon regulatory factor 6. Gene Ontology annotation, cellular component: nucleus. The transcript is spliced from 8 exons. NCBI's taxonomy places the organism in Eukaryota, Metazoa, Chordata, Aves, Columbiformes, Columbidae. The coding region runs from base 500 to 1882 and encodes 460 amino acids. The record is from RefSeq and is a predicted model, not a curated record. Gene Ontology annotation, biological process: immune system process; regulation of transcription by RNA polymerase II. Gene Ontology annotation, molecular function: RNA polymerase II cis-regulatory region sequence-specific DNA binding; DNA-binding transcription factor activity, RNA polymerase II-specific; protein binding.